Molecule: messenger RNA, 336 nt
Organism: Uncinocarpus reesii 1704
Lineage: Eukaryota; Fungi; Ascomycota; Eurotiomycetes; Onygenales; Onygenaceae
Product: 60S ribosomal protein L24
Exons: 2
Coding region: 1-336 (111 amino acids)
Source: RefSeq, a predicted model, not a curated record
AUGCGUACCUACGACGAUACCUUCAGCGGUGAGAAGAUCUACCCUGGGAAGGAAGUUGCUAAGAAGCGUACCCGCCGCACCGUCAAACACCAACGUGCCAUCGUUGGUGCCUCCCUUGAUGUGAUCAAGGAACGCCGAUCUAUGCGCCCAGAGGCCCGUCUCGCUGCUCGCCAGGCUGCUAUCAAGGAAGGAAAGGAAAAGAAGCAAGCUGCUGAGAAGCAAAAGAGAGAGAAGGCCCGCACCGCUGCCGCUGCUUCCAGAGGACAGACUUCCAGAAUCCAGAGCAAACAGGGUGCUAAGGGUUCAGCACCAAAGGUCGCCGCCAAGUCUCGUUAA